AUGGCGUCCAACAUCAGCGAGAUACCCCUCCACGAGGAGAGCGAGGAGGACGUCGAAGACGAGGAGCAGCAGCACCGACCGCGCGCGGCUGUCCAUCUACCUGGCCACCCGGAUCGGGCAGCUUCCGAUGACGGGCAGCCACCGGAUGGCGGGUUGACCGAUAGCGGGGAGGCGUCGAAUCUGCCAAGGAAAAGGAUAAGCUCAGUCUCGUUCGCCGAGGGCUCCUCUUCCCCUUCGGCCUCGCCCGAAGCUCGCAAGGUGCCCGCGGCGGGCGCGGGGACGCGGACGGGACCGCGGCCCGUUCCGCGUAGCAGCUCGUCGCUGCGCCACGUCCAGUCUCGCUCGCGCACCACGGGCUUCGGCGCACCCCUGCCCGAGGACCGCGACCCGAGUCAGCUCGCCAUGCCAGCGGAUCCGAGCGACAGCACCGUAGCCAGGCAGGUCGACUACCAGAGGCGAAAGGCCGCCCCUUAUGCCAACGACGAGGGCUUCGACGAGUCAGACGGCGAGGACCCAGCCGACGACGACGGCGGUGGCCAGGUCGAUCGCGACGACUACUUUUCUCGUGGGAGACUCAACGUCAAGAAGGACAAGGCGGACAAGGCAGCCGCGUCCAGCGCCCUCGACCAUUACUCGAGCCUCGACGACCACACGGACGAGACCGACGACGACCACGACUUUCCAGACGCCUUUCGCCAGCAGCGCGCCACGGCACCACCGCAGGCUCCCGGCCGCGCGCAGCUCUCGGCGCCCGAUGCUCACCGCGCGGCGAAAUCGGCUCGGAGCCCAAACGGGCUGCUGCCGCCCGUCGAUCCGGCCAGCGUCAGCACUCCGGGCCCUGUAUUCCCGUGCGACCUCAACACGCCCAUGGAGCUGACGCCCGGCGAGCUGCCCGCCGUCAACGUCCAGCAGCGCAUGGAGUGGCAGACGAUGCUCGCCUCGGUCCUCGACUCCGAGGUGCUCAAGUCCGAGACCAAGCGGAUCAAUUCGGUCGACACGCCCGACCUGACGCGCACCGAGCUCUCGUACCGCCGCUGGCUCGACAUCCGCGCCACGCUGCGGGGCCGCGGCCUCCACCGCGGCGCCAUCGAGGAGGAGGAGAAGCGCCUCAGCGAAGGGUGGGCCAAGAUGCUGCGCGACCUCAUCGACGAGAUCAGGCAGUUUCGCCAGGAGCAGAUCGAGGCCUCGAAGCUGCAGCCGGCGCCCAAGUCGCCCAGGGACGCCGUCAGCGCCGACUCGGACGCCGUGGCGAGCAGCAGCGAGGGCGCAGGCCACGACCCUGACUCGGCGAAACCGGGCGCGCCCACCGCCGAUGCGGACAAGGACAAGGACAAGGUGCUGCACGACGUCGGCGCGCUACUGGAGCGGAUCGACAGCGCAGAGGAGCAGUUCCCGUCGGUGCGCAAGGCCAAGGAGGUGGUGCCCGAGUGGGCCGACGAGGCGGUCCAAGCGAAGCUCGAUGCCCUCAUCAGCUGGUAUACGACGACCACCAGCCUGCAGCAGCAGAUCGGCAUCCUCCGCAAGUGGACGGGCAGCGAGACGCUGGACAUCUCGGAGCACCGCCAGCGCGCAUCGGCCGCCGACGCCUCGACCGACGACGCCGCCGGCGACCACUCGGGCGACCACCACGACGCCGACAAUGCGCCCGAGAUUGACGACAGCACCUUUGUCGAGCGGAUCCAGAAGGAGGGGAGCCUCCAGUCGACGUUCGAGACGCGCACCCUGUCGAGCCUGUACCAGCUCAUCACCAAGGCCAAGGCCACCAUCCUCGAGCACCACGAGGCGUUCCGCAGCAUGGCUCUGCCGUCGUUCGAGCCGGAGCUCGUCACGCUGAUCAACUUCCCGACGCGGCUGAUGCAGGGCGCGCUCAGGCUGCGCCUCGACUACGCGGGCAAGCUGUCCGAGCCGAGCGUGCUCAUCGUCGACUCGCUCACCGACGACGUGCGGACGGCGUUGGCGAUGGCGUGCCGCGUCAAGAUGCAGUACACCAAGAUCAUCGUCGCCGACCCGGCGCGGGGCUGGGACCUGACGCCGUGCAUCGCCGAAGGCUACGACGAGGUGCUGCGCGACGCGCUCAAGUUCUUCUUCCGCCUGCUGCGGAUGAAGCUGCGGGCGAGCACGUUUUUCAAGGAGACCGAGAUCCUCGAGCCCGAGUGGCGCUUCCUCAGCACCGCCGUCGAGUCGAUCGAGGGCGGAGAUACGAUCGUCGCCACCAACAUCACCCAGUUCGUCAACAAGCUGUUCAAGCGGAUCUCGCGCUACUUCAACCGCGAGCUCACGGCCACGUUCAGCAGCAAGGGCGAGGAGAUGGCCAAGCGGAUGCCGAACCCGGCGUCGGGCCCCGUCGGCCUCGCCUCGGGACCGGACGGAUCCGGCGGCGGGCACGCUGCGGGCGCCGGUCUGGCCAAGGGCAAGAGCCUUGUGACGCUCGAGGACCGGGCGCGCUGGAUCCACUCGGUGUUUGACAGCGUGCGCAUCCGCAGCCGAAAGCUGCUGGGCUUCGCCAGGGACAUCCGCAACCGCCUCGACAACGCCGCCGAGUACGACCUCGGCACGCUGCGACCCGCAUCCGACAACGCCGCCGACGCCGCCGCUUCUUCUCCGUCGCACGACGAGUCGGAAGGGACGGCGCCCUCGAAUGCCAUGGGCCUGGCCGAAUUCAUGCAGACGCUCAUCGACCACGACUACUUCCUGGUCUACACCGAGUCGCUCGAGGAGAAGGGAAUCUACCUCAUCGCCGAGCCGAGCCUGCAGGAUAAGCCAGAGCUGAUCCGCGAGAUGCUCUGCAAGUGCCUUCACCGCGUGCGCCCCAGCGACGAAGACUCUGCCCUGGCAGCCGAGGCCAACGCGACCGCCAACGCCAACGUCCUCAACCCGGAGGGCGACGACCACGACGACGCGAUCCAGAUGUCCGGCUCGCGCGACAACAUCGAGCAGGCCGGGUCCGUCACCGGCGACGACGACGAGCGGGCCCGCUACCUGCUGCUGCUCAGCCCGCGCGAUCCGUUCAUGUGGACGGGCAAGGUGAUGCAUCACGUCAUGCCCAAAGUGGACAUCUCGCUGGCCGACCGCAGAUUGCGCCUCGUCGCCGACGGUCCCAAAGGGCGGCUCGAGCUGUGCAAGCGCCACUUCCAGGCCGUCUUCUCGUCUGAGCCGGCGGGCGGCCCCGCCGGUGGCAGCGUCGUCGUCAACGGCAAGGGCGACGACAUCUCGGACGACGGCUCGACGUCGUUCCCGCUCGAGACGCUCAACGACCACAUGGCCCACAUGGGACGGAUCCAGGCUGGCCUCGAGGAGAUCAACAAGGGCGUCUACCUCCUUUCGGACACCAUCAUCCGAAAGGUGCCCGAGAUCCGGCGGCGCCUCCGCGGGCUCAGCGCCAAGCAGAACCGCAACCAGACACCCAAGAGCACGACGACGGACAAUGUCCAGGUCAGCGCGAGCGGCGACUGCGACGAGCUGAUCCAGAACAGCUACAGCAUGGCCGCCGAGCAGGGGCGGCGAGCGCUGCCGUUCAUCGAGUCGGUGCGGCUGCGCAACCAGAUGACGCUGGCGCUCGCGAGGCUGGCCAUCGACUGGGUCGCCUUCAUCUGCGACGACUGCGUGCCCAGCGAGCGUAAGACGUUCAAGUGGGCAGUCACGGCCCUGGGCAACGCCAACUACAUCACGUCGUCCGAAAACAUCUUCCGGAUCACCCAGGCCGACUUUGCCCUGCUGCGGAGCAAGGUGGCCAGCUGCAUGGCGCUCCUCAUCUCGCACUUUGACAUCCUCGGCGCGAGGAGCAGCGUGGCCAAGGCGCAGGCCGAGCAGGAGCGCCUCGAAAAGGAGCAGGCGGACCGCAAGCGGCUGGCGGCGUCCAACCAGGCCUUCAGCGACGACCUCCACCAGGUCCAGGUGUACGGCGCCGACCGGACGGGGCAGGCGCUGCUGCGGCUCGGGCCGGGCAUCGGCGCGCAGCACCGGCUCAACAAGCUCGACACGGCGAUGCAGGCGACCGAGGAGCGGUGGGUGCUCAAGGUGCGCGAGUGGGACCAGGCGCGGCAGGAGCUCGAGUCCGAGCAGCGCGUCAUCGGCCGCGUCCUCGACGACACGCGGCUCGAGGACCGCAGCCUCCAGUUCCUCGCGCAGUCGGCUAGCAAGGUCACCAUCCGCUGGCAGCAGGGCCAGUUUAUCGGCGGCGGCACCUUUGGCACCGUCUACCUCGCCGUCAACCUCGACUCGGGAGGCCUCAUGGCCGUCAAGGAGAUCCGCUUCCAGGACAUCUCGUCGACGCCGGGCCUCUACAAGCAGAUCAAGGACGAGAUGCACGUCAUGUCGAUGCUCAGCCACCCCAACAUCGUCGAGUACUACGGCCUCGAGGUCCACCGCGACCGCGUCUACAUCUUCGAGGAGUACUGCCAGGGCGGCAGCCUCGCGGCGCUCCUCGAGCACGGGCGCAUCGAGGACGAGACCGUGAUCCAGGUGUAUACGCUGCAGAUGCUCGACGGCCUCGUCUACCUGCACUCGAAGGGCAUCGUCCACCGCGACAUCAAGCCGGACAAUAUCCUCCUCGACCACAUGGGCGUCAUCAAGUUUGUCGACUUUGGCGCUGCCAAGGUGCUCGCCAAGAACUCGCGCACCAUCCAGCGCAGCCGCCGGCCCGGCGUCGUCGGGCCCGGGGGCCUCGGGGGUGCCGGCAUGAUUGGGCCGGACGGCAAGCCCGUCGGCGCCGCGGCGGCCAUGCAGAGCCUGCAGGGCACGCCCAUGUACAUGAGCCCCGAGGUCAUCAAGGGCGAGAACCGAGGCCGGCGCGGCGCCAUGGACAUCUGGUCGCUCGGAUGCGUCGUGCUCGAGUUUGCCACGGGCCGGAGGCCCUGGAGCCAGCUGGACAACGAGUGGGCCAUCAUGUUCCACAUCGGCAUGGCCCAGCAACAUCCGCCGCUGCCCGACCCCAGCCAGCUCAGCGAGCUCGGCAUCGACUUUAUCCGCAGCUGCCUCGCCAUCGACCCCUACGAGCGCCCCUCGGCGGCCGAGAUGCGCGAGCAUCCGUGGAUCAAGAACUUUGUCGACGAGCUCAACGCCGCCAAUGCAGCCGAGCUCGAGUCCGAGGCGGCCGGGACCGCCUUUGCCGAUGGACAGAGCGAGGCCUCGUCGCACAGCUUCGCGCCCGUCAAGGCCACCAACGGAACCGCUGGCGUGGCCGCGGCGGCUGCGACUCCCGGCGUCCGGACGCUCAACAACCUCAAUGCCGACCGCUCCGCGCUGUCGUCGCUGUCGUCGAGCAUCUCUGAUUUCUCCCGCUCGCGUCCGGACACGGGCUCAGCCGGAGCCGCGGCGACCUCGGCGGGCACGUCGAUGUCGGUCCACAAUGCUGCCUCGUUCCGGCGAGCGCAGCAGCAGCAGCACGAGCAGAAGCAGCACGCGGCCGGAUCCUCGCCCUCUGCAGACGACGCGGCCGGCGACGAUCUCAUCGCGCACGAACAUCCGAUGUCGCCCGGAUUCUACACCGACGACGAGGCGAGGAAGCCGAGCAUGGAACGACUGAGCUCGGACCUGCAGGUCGACCUGGAGCAGCUUCCGCCGAGCGAGGCAUUCGACGGCGAGGCCCUCGACCUCUCGCCGACGCCGGACCGGGCGGGACACCCGGACCACCGCCACCCGGGCUACCAGGCCCUGGUGGCCGACAUGCAGUACCGCAAGGAGGAGAGGGAGAUCAACGAGCUGCGCCAGGCCGACGCGGGCGGCGACGAGGACCUCGAGGGCGGCGAGUACGACGACGUGGCGGCGGCCGAGCUCGACGAGACUGACCUCGACCCUUACGUCGAGCCGCCGGAGGACGUCGAGUGA
This is a messenger RNA of Pseudozyma flocculosa PF-1, 5826 nucleotides long. RefSeq lists its product as uncharacterized. Lineage: Eukaryota; Fungi; Basidiomycota; Ustilaginomycetes; Ustilaginales; Ustilaginaceae. The transcript is spliced from 2 exons. Gene Ontology annotation, biological process: protein phosphorylation. Bases 1 to 5826 code for a protein of 1941 amino acids. The record is from RefSeq and is a predicted model, not a curated record. Gene Ontology annotation, molecular function: ATP binding; protein kinase activity.